Molecule: messenger RNA, 2368 nt
Organism: Carassius auratus (goldfish)
Lineage: Eukaryota; Metazoa; Chordata; Actinopteri; Cypriniformes; Cyprinidae
Product: ral guanine nucleotide dissociation stimulator-like 1
Exons: 16
Coding region: 332-2263 (643 amino acids)
Biological process (GO): Ras protein signal transduction
Cellular component (GO): plasma membrane
Molecular function (GO): guanyl-nucleotide exchange factor activity
Source: RefSeq, a predicted model, not a curated record
CUGUGCUGUAUAGACAUAACCGUAAACAUAAUCAUUUUCUUAGGUCACGGAUUUCAUUUUCCUUUGAAGCAUAAUAUAUUUGAUGACAAUUAUGGUAGUACUGUAUGAGACGUUUAGUAAGCUGACUUUAUCUUCUUUGGAGUUCUUAAUUAAACUUCACUUUGCAAAGCUAUUUCCACCAGCUCGCUAGACGUGAUAGUCAAGCUUAACUCUAGCUGACUACGAUAUACAUUUUACGUUGUUUUUUGUUUUGUUUGUUUGCUGCGCUAAAGGAAAGUCGAACCGCUUACACUGCUUGAUCAUACAGCUGAAGAAAUAAAUAACUGAAAACAUGGCAAAAUGGGAGUUCACAAUGGACCCGGUGCAGGAGUGGGGAGAGGAGGUGGAAGACAGUGCCAUUUAUGGGGUCACUCUUCACCGAGAACCCAUCCAGCCUCCACCUGAUGCCGCUGAGAGCUCUUCUGCCUUCAGCUUCAUGCAGUAUCGCACACUGAAGGUCCGCAGGCUUAAAGCAGCCAGUCUGGAGCGUCUUGUCACAGAAUUGGUGAACCCGGAGUGCCCUGACCCAGACUACAUGCAAAUCUUUCUCUCCACCUACAGAGCCUUUACCUGCACAAAUGCUCUCAUAGAGCUCCUGUUUCAAAGAGAGGACCUCGUCACCAAUCUGGACAACAGUGUCUGUUUAAGGAGUUCUCUGCCCUGUCUGAUCCGGCUGUGGUUAGACGAGUAUCAAGAAGACCUUCGGGACUCUCCAGAUCACCAGGCUCUUCGGCUGCUCUGUGUUCAUCUGCGUCAUCGCCUUUGUUUCAGACGUCUGGUUCAUCAAGCCGAUGCUCUUCUCAGAAAAUUUCAGACUGAAGGUACAUCAGCAGAAGCCAGCACAGCUGCUGUAGAGAAUCAGGAAACUGAGGACACCGAGGACAGACAGGACAUAGAAGAGACGAGGGAUGUACUGGGCUUCCCUGCACAAGACAUUGCUGAGCAGCUCACGCUAUUAGAUGCUGACCUCUUUGUCAAAGUGGUUCCAUUUCACUGCCUCGGCUGUAUUUGGUCCCAAAGGGACAAGAAAGAGAAUCGUAAUCUUGCACCCACGGUUCGUGCCACCAUUGGCCAGUUUAAUGCCGUCACUAACUGUGUUAUCAGCUCUCUGCUGUGCCCUCCUUCCACAUCCCCUCACAGUUCCCCAUCCUGCACCCGCAGUGGCCCUACACACAGGGCAAAGGUUAUUGAGAAGUGGAUCUCUGUAGCUCAGGAGUGCCAUCAGUUGAGAAACUUCUCCUCUCUGAGAGCCAUCUUGUCUGCUCUUCAGUCCAAUGCCGUUUACCGGCUGAAGAAAACCUGGGCAGCAGUCAGCAGGGAGAGUAUGGCUGCCUUCGAUCUCCUGUGCGACACAUUUCCUGAUGAGAACUGUGUGCUGGUCAAUCGAGAGAUCCUUGUAGAAGAAGGAAACCAGGCAGCAGAUGUAGACACUCACACCGCUUCUAAGUCUCCCAGACUCAGUCCUACAUCCAAGCACGUGACCCCCUCCAGUGGUGAGGUGCCGUACCUGGGCACUUAUCUGACCGUUCUCACCAUGUUGGACACAGCACUAAGUGAUAAUGUAGAGGGCGGUCUCAUCAACUUUGAGAAGCGCAGAAAAGAGUUUGAGAUUCUGUCUCAGAUCAGGCAGAUGCAAGCGUCAUGUGCUCAGUACAAUCUCCAAUCACAUCCUCGCAUCAUUUCCUGGAUCAGCAGCAGCAUACCUCUGUCUGAUCAGAAGAGCUAUGAGUUGUCAAGAGAUCUGGAGCCACCAGUUGACCCUUGUCCCAGCUCUCCCAACCCCUGGAGCCACCGGCUCAUCACCAAGAAACUGACCUCAUUGCUGUCUGGCAGUGAGAACGUCUCAAAGAAGACUUUUGCUGAUCAGAUCAGUGUAUCAUCCUCUGGCUCCAGUGGCUCAGAGAUGGAAGAUCUCAGCAGCCCCAACCUCUCACCACUUAGAUACAAAGUACAGUCACCAUCUGUAUCGUGUCAGGACACCUCAGUAGACACGCCCACCUCCUCCCUGACUCCGCCCAGCUCUUUUCAAAGCUGCGUACAGCCGGAUCUGUCUGCCCUGAACCCCGACAGCCCCUCCCCUUCUUCAUCUGCAUCAUCUUCAUCAUCCUCUCCUUCUCUCAAACAUCCCAUGUACAACAAGCAGGUUGCUGAUUCUUGUAUCGUCAGAGUCAGUGUGGAACUUGGCAACAACGGAAACGUUUAUAAAAGUAUUUUGAGUUGCUGAUCCCAGACAAAGCCAACGUGUUCUAUGCCAUGUGUACCACUGCCAACUUUGACUUUGUGCUUCGCCAGCGGCACAAAAAUCUCUGCAGAGCUCCUGGAUCAUCCU